AUGGACGACUUGUGGGGCUAUGGCGGUGACGAACCCGAGCCGGAUCACUUCUCAGACAGCAGCGACGACCGGCGCCGUGCCCGGUCCGACUCGGAGGAGGCAGACCUGCUGCCCCAGAAGAAGCGGCUCAAGCUGAGGCAGCUGGGAUAUGGCAACGGUGGCCGGCGCGGCCGCAGGGGAGCACGCGGUGGCAUCGGCCAAGGCGGCGAGGGCGAUGCCGAGGUGCUAGUGCUGGACAGUGACGAUGAUAGCGACAGGCAGCUGCUCCGCGAGGCGGCACGAGGAGGCGCCGCCGGGCGCAGCACCGCCUCCAGCCUGGCGGCGGCCACCGCAGCGGCGGCAGCUGCAACGGCAGCAGCGGCAGCGGCAGGCGCCUCGCGGGCGCCAGCCUGGCGCCAGGGCAGCGGCGGCGCGGCCGCGGCGCUGGACCCGCGCAGCGCAGCGCUGCUGCAGCAGGCGCAGGCCAUCCAGCAGCGCCUGAAGGCGGCACAGGAGGAGGAACUAUCGGAGGAUGAGGACAGCGAGGCGCCAGACCCCAGCCCAGUCGUUUUAAGAGGAGCCGCAGCAGCAGGCGCUGCAGCCGCCGCUGCCAGGCAGCGGCAGCAGCAGGCGCAGCAGCCGCGGUGCUCGCGGCGCUGCGAUCUGGACCUCACUGGCGACGGCAGCGAGGAGGGCAGCCCAGGCUCGGGGGCGGCGGCAGGCAGCGAGGAGGGGGAGGGAUCGCCUGGGGUGGCGGGAGGGUCGCCGCUGCCGCAGGCGGCGGCAGCUGCGGAUGAGGGCAGGAUCUCGCUCAAGCUGCGCAGCGCGCAUGCGGGGGAGAAGGUGAUGCGCAUGAGGAGGGAGGACCCCUUCAGCAAGCUCUUUGCAGCCUACAGGAGCUGGGCAGCGGAGGCGGGCCACAUCUCGAGCGCGGAUGCCGCCCUGCGCUUUCUGUUUGACGGCGACCAGCUGGGGCCGGGGCAGACGCCUGCCAGCCUGGAGCUUGAGGGCGACGAGUGCAUCGACGUCUACUUCUGA
Chlorella variabilis is the source of this 1017-nucleotide messenger RNA. RefSeq lists its product as hypothetical. NCBI's taxonomy places the organism in Eukaryota, Viridiplantae, Chlorophyta, Trebouxiophyceae, Chlorellales, Chlorellaceae. The record is from RefSeq and is a predicted model, not a curated record. The transcript has 4 exons. Bases 1 to 1017 code for a protein of 338 amino acids.